GACUUAUGUGCAUGAACUCUUUUACUUCCUACUUCUUAGUUCCUCUUCUUCUUCUCUCUCAUUCUGCAAACACUGCUUCUGUUUCAGUCACCACAUUUACACUUUCCACUGUUUCAACCACAAGUGGUAGCAGAUACAGAGGAGAAUAAUAAAAAAACAAAAACAGACAAGUGAUAAUAAUAAUUGAUUAUUUCACAGACCAUGAGUCUUAAUGAUGGAAAACUGGACAAGAGCAGGAUGGUCUCUGUGGCGGUCGUAUUUGUGGUGUUAUGUGGAGUUUCUUUCUAUAUGGGUGUAAUAUUUUGUUCUGAGAAAGAUAGAUUUGUCUCAAUUAGUAGCCAGAACUCCCUUGAGUCUCCCAAGGAAUCAUCAAUUAGUCCUCUGCAAAUUAAAGACAUCAGUUUUCCUGAAUGCAGCAUUGACUAUCAAGAUUACACUCCAUGCACAGAUCCAAGGGGAUGGAAAAAGUAUGGUACGCAUCGGCUUACCUUCAUUGAACGCCAUUGCCCUCCAAUUUCUGAGAGGAAAGAAUGCUUAGUUCCUCCACCAGAUGGGUAUAAGUCUCCAAUUAGAUGGCCAAAGAGUAGAGAUGAAUGUUGGUACAGGAAUGUUCCAUAUGACUGGAUUAACAAGCAGAAGUCGAAUCAACAUUGGUUGAAAAAGGAAGGGGAGAAAUUCCUCUUUCCUGGUGGGGGUACCAUGUUCCCCAAUGGUGUUGGUAAAUAUGUUGACUUGAUGGAAGACCUGAUCCCAGAAAUGAAAGGCGGGACAAUUCGAACUGCCAUUGAUACUGGAUGCGGGGUUGCUAGCUGGGGUGGUGACUUGCUGGAUCGUGGGAUUCUAACUGUUUCUCUUGCCCCAAGAGAUAACCAUCAAGCUCAGGUUCAGUUUGCUCUGGAGCGUGGUAUCCCUGCAAUUCUUGGCGUCCUUUCUACUCAGAGACUUCCAUUCCCAUCAAACGCAUUUGAUAUGGCUCAUUGCUCCAGAUGCCUCAUCCCAUGGACAGAAUUCGGCGGAGUUUAUCUCCUUGAGAUACACCGGAUUCUUCGUCCUGGAGGAUUUUGGGUCCUGUCUGGUCCACCAAUCAACUAUGAGCGCAGAUGGCGUGGCUGGAACACAACUAUCCAAGAGCAAAAAUCAAAUUAUGAUAAGUUGCAGGAAAUGUUGACUUCAAUGUGCUUUAAAAUGUACAAUAAAAAGGGUGACAUUGCUGUAUGGCAAAAGUCUCCAGAAAAUGAUUGCUAUAAUAAGCUGCCUAAAGAUACCUAUCCACCCAAAUGUGAUGACAGCUUUGAACCAGAUUCAGCAUGGUAUACUCCACUUCGUGCUUGUGUUGUGGUUCCCAAUUCAAAGUUUAAGAAAUUAGGUCUGCCUUCAAUUUCUAAGUGGCCUGACCGGUUGCACGAUACGCCUGAACGGAUUUCAAUGGUUUAUCAUGGGAGUGCUAGUGUUUUCAAACAAGAUGACAGUAAGUGGAAAAAGAGUGUUAAGCAUUACAAGAAGUUGAUCCAUGACCUUGGGACUGACAAAAUAAGAAAUGUGAUGGACAUGAAUACGGUAUAUGGAGGUUUUGCUGCAGCCUUGAUUGAUGAUCCCAUAUGGGUCAUGAAUGUGGUCUCAUCUUAUGCUGCCAAUACACUCCAUGUGGUUUAUGAUCGAGGCCUCAUUGGAACGUACCAUGACUGGUGUGAAGCUUUUUCAACAUAUCCUCGAACAUAUGACCUUCUUCAUGUUGCUGGACUCUUCACUGCAGAAAGCCACAGAUGUGAAAUGAAGUAUGUGUUGUUGGAAAUGGAUCGAAUUUUACGACCCGGUGGGUACGCAAUCAUUCGUGAGUCCAGUUACUUUGUGGAUCCCAUUACAGCCUUUGCCAAGGGCAUGCGAUGGGAAUGCCGUAAAGAAGAAACUGAGAAAGGCGGCGACACAGAAAAGAUAUUGAUAUGUAAGAAAAAGCUCUGGUAUUCAUCCAUCAAAGGUUCAAGAUGACAAACUCUGAGUCCUCAGCAGUAGUGAGAUGGUGGUGUGGUUGGAGUACUAUUGCCAAGAGUAAAAUUGAUUCGAAGUUCUGUAACAUAAUCUCCCAAGAAUCAGUCUAGCAGAUAGUCGACAAAAGAACAAUUGGUAACCCAAUAAUCUCAUUUGAUUAAUUUAUAUAGAAAGUUUUCUUAUAUAUUCAUAUAGAUUUAUUCAGUUGAAGGAGUUUGGCUAGUUUUCUCUUUGCUUUGGUUUCUUGUGUUGUUAUUUUCGUAAUCUACCAAAAAAAUAUAGAUCUGAGAGUCUUUAUAUGUCAUGGAAUGUACCUGUACCAAGAAUCCCUUUUAUCUUCCCUUUUAUUUUCCUUUUUUUAGAACACAUUUCAUGUCAAUGGAACUCAGAUGAAGGAAUGGAAGUUUUAAACCCCAUAUGAUUUCUCAUGAGUGCUACCAUUUCAAGAACAAUGAUAUUGUUGUACAUAAAUUAUUUUGCUGAGAAUAGCACCUGUUGCAGUAAUACUGAUAUAUUUUGGCUA
This is a messenger RNA of Lotus japonicus, 2509 nucleotides long. RefSeq names its product probable methyltransferase PMT21. The transcript has 8 exons. The record is from RefSeq and is a predicted model, not a curated record. Gene Ontology annotation, cellular component: trans-Golgi network; cytoplasm; endosome. Bases 202 to 1986 code for a protein of 594 amino acids. NCBI's taxonomy places the organism in Eukaryota, Viridiplantae, Streptophyta, Magnoliopsida, Fabales, Fabaceae. Gene Ontology annotation, molecular function: methyltransferase activity.